Messenger RNA from Talaromyces stipitatus ATCC 10500, 1500 nucleotides. RefSeq names its product translin-associated factor TraX, putative. The transcript is spliced from 3 exons. The coding region runs from base 45 to 974 and encodes 309 amino acids. The record is from RefSeq and is a predicted model, not a curated record. Gene Ontology annotation, cellular component: cytoplasm; nucleus. Lineage: Eukaryota; Fungi; Ascomycota; Eurotiomycetes; Eurotiales; Trichocomaceae. Gene Ontology annotation, molecular function: RNA binding; RNA endonuclease activity; sequence-specific DNA binding.
ACUCCUACUCAAGCCAAUUAUCUGAUAUCUCUGCACCACACUACAUGGCCAGCUCUAAACGAUCGUGGGAAGGGCAUGUUGUCAAUAAUCAUACGAGACCCAGUCACCAAUCAGAAUUACUCACCAUGGACUCUGAGAAGGAGGGUCCUGUUAUUCAGUUCAUAUUUGAGAACUUUCGCAGCGAGCUGGAUGAGCACCACGACCGCCGAGAAAAGAUAAUUAAGGCAUCGCGCGAUAUUACUGCACUGAGCAAAAAAAUCAUAUUUGCUCUCCAACGAGUGCGAACGGUCAAUGCUCCAAUUCCACCCAAUAUUGCCAAAGAGAACAAAACCCGCUUCAACCAGAUUAUAGACCUUUUCAAAUCCAUAUCUCCUGAUCUAGCAGGAACCAACUCGUGGCGCUACCAAAGACAAGUCUCUGGAGGAAUCCAAGAAUUCAUCGAAGCCAUUUCAUUCGAGCACUAUAUACAGACCCAAUGCCUCAUCACUCUUGACGAAGUCGCAGCUCAAUUACCGAAAGGCAUCAUUGUGACCGAGGAAGAUUAUUUGAUGGGUAUAUUUGAUUUGACUGGAGAGAUGAUGCGGUUUGCGGUCACUACACUUUCAACGGGGGGCCAAGUCAAGAAGAGCGACGAGAGCAAAGACGAAAAUGGAAUGGAUGUCGACGAGCAAAUUGAGUCUGCGCAAAAUUUCCCUAUUCUACCACCUGAGAAGGCCGGGAUUGUGGUAGAUUUGAGAUAUAUGCGAGCCAUGCUUGAAAAGCUCAAUGUUCCCCGGAGACACAGUAGCCACAUGAUGAAGGACAUGUACAAGAAAAUGGAUGUGAUGCAGAACAGCGUUGAGAAAGUGGAAAGAGCAGCGUAUGGGUUGUUGGUCAGAGGGAGCGAGAGACCCAGCGGAUGGACACCGGAUUUAUCGUCCGUCAGUGCAGGAGCAGGAGCAAGUGCUUCAACUGUCGAGGUUGAAAGCUAUUGAGUGUGUUGUGAUGUUUGCAAUGCAAACGCACUGUCAAGUUAUUGAUGGAGCCAUGAUAUGUGUACGAGACAAUGUUACGGAGUUCAUGAAAUGAUACCUGUAAAGAGUGCGAAGAAUGAUUCAAUUGCAAUGUCCAUAUACAAACGAGUGUCAAGAAACGAUCCUCCGGAGUCGAUUCCACUCAAGAACCAUAUAACCAUAUGUUAAGAAUAUCCAUUACUGAACCGGGAUUGAACGAAUGAACCAUUGAGCCCAGUAAACCAACCCAUGUACUAUGCCAAAACAAACGCCACUAUCCAUUCAGAUAGUAUUAUCCCUCGGAUAUCAACGUAGACCCUCGCUACUUACUCAGAUGGACUCCUCGGAUCCUCAUUUUCUUCAAGUAUACCCUUCUCGAUCAAUUGACUAGGAUCGGGUCUUUCCUUGAUUUUGUGUUCCAAAUUAUCGGCAAGCAUGUGCUUUUCUAGUUCUUUUGCAUUUGCCUGCAGGGCUGGGGCCAUGUCGGCGCGGGAUGGGAGGAUAUUCU